UUUGGUCCACAACAAGGAACUGAAAUUACCAUAAGAGGUACGGGGAGGGUUUAAGGGAGUGUGGGCAAAUUAGAGAGUUUUAGACAGAGAAAUGCAACAGCUUGACUCCACUUCACGGAGAGGGGAGUUGUCUGUUGGUCCCUUGCUUGCUUCCUUUGCAUGCUGGCUUAGUCUUGGUGGGCUCCUGACUUGUAUAGGUGGAUAAGCUGGAGAUGAAGCUGUCUGCUCCUGAGCUAGGCAUUCAGAGGCAUCGUUGGACAGGCUGAGGGCCCCAGGGGGAGCUGCCAGACUCCCAAAGCCGCUGCCCCACGGGGUCUCCCACACCAUGCGUUGCUUGGUUCCACGCCCUGCGGGGUCCUACCUGCCAGAGCCCCAAGGCAGUGGGCACUGUGCUGCCAUGGAGCUGGGGCCUCUAGAAGGCGGGUACCUGGAGCUUCUCAACAGCAGUGCUGAUCCCUUGCAGCUCUACCACCUCUAUGACCAGACGGACCUGGCUAGAGAAGAGCUUGAGCUCUGCUCAGAACCCGACAUGGACACCAUCAACUGCGAACAGUUCAGCAAACUGUUGUGUGACAUCGAAGGUGAUGAAGAGACCAGGGAGGCUUAUGCCAAUAUCGCGGAACUGGACCAGUACGUGUUUCAGGACUCCCAGCUGGAUGGUCUGGGCAAAGACAUUUUCAUCGAGCACAUAGGAUUGGAAGAAAUGAUCAGCGAGAAUGUGGAGGUGCUGGAGGAAGCAGGGCAGAAAAGUCAGAAAAGACCCUUCCCAGAGGAGCUGCCCGUGGACUUGAAGCACAGGAAGCUAGCUGAGCCCGUCACUGUGCCCAUGGUGACUGGCACGUUCCUGGUGGGGCCAGUGAGCGACUCCUCGGCACUGCCCUGCCUGUCACCUCCUGCUGUGUUCAACAAGGAGCCAGAAUCCAACCAGCGUUGGCUGGAGGAGACCGUCCUGAUGCCUGUGCCCCCUUCCAGUUCCUUGCUGGGCUGCCUCAGCCUUCCUGCUGGACCCAUUCAGAUUGUCCCCAGCCUCCCCUCUCUGCCCCAGGGGCUCUGGCAGAUCUCAGGGCCUGGGACAGGGGUGUCCAGUAUGGUCAUCUAUCAAGGCGAGAUGCCCCAGGCCAGCCAAGUGCUUCCUUCUAAUGGCCCAGCUGUGCAGGGCCUCCCCAAGUCCCCAGAUCGGCCUGGCUCUACCAGCCCCUUUGCUCCGUCUGCAACUGACCUUCCUGGCAUGCCAGAACCAGCCUUGACCUCCCGUGCAAAUACAACAGAGGACCAGAUGUCCCCUACCCAGUGCCUGGAAGCUCAUGAAGUCUCCAGCAAGCCUCCAAAAUGGCCUGAGAGCGUGGAGCAGUUCUGCCGUUCCCUCCGGGACAAGUACCGGGCCGAGCCCGCAGACCCGGAAGGCAUCCUGGUGGAGGUGGAGCUGGUGAGGGCGCGGCUGGAGAGGGGCGGCGACAAGAGCCAGGAGCGGGGGCUGGCCACCCCGGACUGGGCAGAGCGGCAGCUGGCCCGCGGGGGUCCGGCCGAGGUGCUGCUGGCUGCCGGGGACCGCCGGCGGCCGCGGGAGACGCAGGUGAUCGCCGUGCUGGGCAAAGCAGGACAGGGGAAGAGCCGCUGGGCUCGGGAAGUGAGCCGCGCCUGGGCCUGCGGCCAGCUGCCCCAGUACGACUUCGUCUUCUACUUCCCCUGCCACUGUCUGGACCGUGCGGGGGACCGUUACCGCCUGCAGGAUCUGCUCUUCUGCCUGGGCCCCCAGCCACAGCCCGCGGACGAGGUCUUCAGCCACGUCUUGAGGAGGCCCGACCGGGUUCUGCUCAUCCUGGACGCCUUCGAGGGUCUCGAAGGCCAAGACGGCCUCCUGCACAGCGCAGGCGGACCUGUGUCCACAGAGCCGCACUCCUUCCGGGGGCUGCUGGCUGGGCUCUUCCAGCGGAAGCUGCUGCGAGGCUGCACUGUGCUGCUCACGGCCCGGCCCCGGGGCCGCCUGGCCCAGAGCCUCAGCAAGGCCGACGUCCUGUUCGAGGUGACCGGCUUCUCCGCCGAGCAGGCAGAGACCUACGUGACCAGCUACCUGGAGCGCGCUGGGGUCCCCGAGCGCCGAGAGCGAGCCCUGGCGCUCCUCCAUGGCCGGCCCUUCCUCCUCAGCCUCAGCCACAGUCCCACUGUGUGCCGGGCCGUGUGCCGGCUCUCCGAGGCCCUCCUGGAGCUGGGCGGUGAGGCCGAGCUGCCCUCCACGCUCACGGGACUCUACGUGGGGCUGCUGAGCCCUGCGGCCCGCGACAGCCCCCCGGGGGCCCUGGCGGGACUGGCCAGGCUGGCCUGGGAGCUGGGCCGCAGACACAGUGGCACCCUGCGGGACAGCCAGUUCCCGUCCGCGGAGGUGAGGGCCUGGGCCGUGGCCCAAGGCCUGGUGCAGCCCGUCCCGGGGGCCCCGGACGCGGAGCUGGCCUUCUCCAGCUUCCUCCUGCAGUGCUUCCUGGGGGCCUUGUGGCUGGCUCUGAGCACCGAGAUCAAGGACAAGGAGCUGCCACAGUACUUGGCCUUGACCCCGAGGAAGAAGAGGCCGUAUGACAACUGGCUGGAGGGCGUGCCGCGCUUCCUGGCUGGGCUGCUUUUCCAGCCUCACGCCCAUGGCCUCGGAGCCCUGGUGGGACCGGCGGGGGCCGCGGUGGGGGCCAGGAAGCAGAAGGCACUCAGCAGGUACCUGAAGCGGCUGCAGCCCGGGACGCUCCGGGCCGGGCGGCUGCUGGAGCUCCUGCACUGUGCCCACGAGGCUGCGGACGCCGGGCUCUGGCAGUAUGUGGUGCAGGGGCUCCCGGCCCGCCUCUCCUUCCUGGGCACCCGGCUCACACCGCCCAACGCCUAUGUGCUGCACAGCGCCUUGGAGGCGGCCGGCCGAGACUUCUCCCUGGACCUCCGCAGCACUGGCAUCGACCCUGCUGGGCUGGGGAGCCUCGUGGGACUCCGCUGUGUCACCCAUUUCAGGGCUUCGCUGAGUGACACGGUGGGCCUGUGGGAGUCUCUACAGCAGCGUGGGGAGACUGAGCUGCUCCGGGCAGUGGAGGAGAAGUUCACCAUCGAGCCUUUCAAGGCCAAAUCCCCAAAGGAUGUGGAAGACUUGGGCAACCUCGUGCAGAUCCAGAGGACAAGGAGUUCCUCGGAAGACACAGCUGGAGAGCUCCCUGCCGUCCGGGACCUGAAGAAGCUGGAGUUUGCGCUGGGCUCCGUCUUAGGCCCCCAGGCUUUUCCCAAACUGGUGAGGAUCCUCGAGGCGUUUUCCUCCCUUCAGCAUCUGGACCUGGACUCGCUGAGCGAGAACAAGAUCGGGGAUGAGGGUGUCGAGCAGCUGUCAGCCACCUUCCCUCGGCUGAAGGCCCUGGAGACUCUCAACUUGUCCCAGAACAGCAUCACUGACGUGGGUGCCUGCAAGCUCGCCGAGGCCUUGCCCUCCCUGGCUUCAUCCCUCCUCAGGCUGAGCGUGUACAAUAACAGCAUCUGUGAUGUGGGAGCGGAGAGCCUGGCACACGUGCUUCCAGACAUGGUGUCCCUCCGGGUGUUGGAUGUCCAGUAUAACAAGUUCACGGCCGCCGGGGCCCAGCAGCUCGCCGCCAGCCUGAGAAAGUGCCCUCACGUGGAGACACUGGCGAUGUGGACGCCCACCAUCCCGUUUGGUGUCCAUGAACACCUACAGCAGCUGGACUCAAGGAUCAGCCUCAGAUGAGCUCUGGGAUGCCUGGGACGAGCUACCCGAGCACAUUCUCAGAGGACGCUGACCACACUGGACCUUGACCUGGUUAUCUGUGGACACAGUUGUCCUUGGGCCCACGAGCCAAGCAGCCUGGCGCCCAGCCCUGCCGGCUCAGGGUCGGCCCCCACCCAGCUUCGAGGAGGACCUGCUCUGAGGGCCCAGCUCCAGGCCCCCAUGGGGCCCAGGUCGAUGACAGCCCCGCAGACGGGGUGGGUGCCCGGUGGCCACUGCGGUCCACCCAGGAACCCUGAGGCAGGCCCUGCGGGACACUCUACAGCGUAGGCAGGCCAGAGUAGAGGAGUGGGGCAUCCCCAUCUCCGUCCCCCCAGGUCCCUGCUGGCCCGGGAGAGAGGCACUUCUCCACACUGCACUCCUAAUAGGGGUACACUGCGUGCUGUGCGGACAGCCGUGGCCGCCCCGCCAGCUCCUUUCCCAAACUGUGACAGGCCGGGAUUCUGCAUUCUGUGGCAGCUGCUUCGUGUCUGCUGGACCCACUGUUUUGCACUAACUUCGUUGAGCCCAAAGCUUGGCCUGGCAGAGACACACCGGACUUUAGCUGGAAAGAGCGGACGGUACACUAAUGGAGAGGGGAAGGGCGAGGGGGCUGGAGCCACACCUGCCUCUCAGCCUUCAUUUCUUGUGUUGUGUUUCACUACAUUAUAAAGGGCUCACUUAAUCUCA
Enhydra lutris kenyoni (northern sea otter) is the source of this 4429-nucleotide messenger RNA. RefSeq names its product class II major histocompatibility complex transactivator. The transcript has 20 exons. Gene Ontology annotation, biological process: positive regulation of transcription by RNA polymerase II; inflammatory response; positive regulation of MHC class II biosynthetic process. The record is from RefSeq and is a predicted model, not a curated record. Gene Ontology annotation, molecular function: protein binding; ATP binding. Lineage: Eukaryota; Metazoa; Chordata; Mammalia; Carnivora; Mustelidae. The coding region runs from base 326 to 3721 and encodes 1131 amino acids.